GCCAAGUUCGACAACUCACGCCUGAGGACCCACAGCCGGUACCCUCAUCCUGCCUCGCUGAUGCUGCGGGAAAGCCCAGAGAUCAGCGGUCAAGUGCAUCCAGUCCAGGCUUCACUGGGGACUUUCCUAUCUCAUAGCUCCUCCUGGGGGUAGGGACCAGCUCUUUGGAACCCCAAAGCCCUGUAGACUAAUGGCUGCUGGAACAUCCACCUUGCUUAGCCUGUCAGACCCUACUGAUCACAUGGCUGAGGGCAAACGAGCUUCUCUGAGGCCUUCAGUUGAAAAGCGAUGGAAACUCAUGGAACCCAAGCAGACCCAGCCGGGGAUGCUCGAGAAAAUGACCCUUGUGGACUCUGAUGCUGCUGCUGCAGGAAAGGAGGGUCAAGAUGCAGCCUACACAGACCUGAGCCUGUCAGCAGCACCAGACAAGCCUCAACCAGACAGGCCUCUGGCCUGCAAGGCGUGCACAGAGCAAAGGCAGAACACCUUCACAGAGCUGCCAUGCCUCCAGGAGAGGCCAGGGGACAUCCGGGCCCAGACAAGGAAGUCGGAGAACCCAGAAGGCCAGCUUGGCACUCAGCAGCUGCCCGUGAGUCUCCUCAGAGCCUCAGGUGAUGGCACAGCGUGCUCGGUAUGGCCAGGCACAGCCCGGAGCGAGCAGAAAAGUGCUUUCAGAAAGCCAGCCAAGCGCCCAGCGGAGAAACCUAAGUGCUCCCCCAUGCUUCUGGCUGGCGGAAGUGCAGACGACUCGUGGGAGCUCUCAGGACUCAUCACCACUGUGGACAUCCCAUAUUGGGCGCAUCUGUCAACUUUCAAAUUCAUGGGUGAUUUCUGGAAAUUGCACACAUUGUCACAGAACAUUCUACUCUGCAAUGCGUUCCAGGGGGCUCCUACGCCAUGGCUGGAGCACACCCAGGUGCAAGCACUCACAUCCUCGGCAUCUUCUGCCACAGCCUCUCGGGCUCUCCUGCCGCCCACGCUCUCCUCCCUGGGCUUGUCUACUCAGAACUGGUGUGCCAAGUGCAACCUAGCCUUUCGCCUGACAGCUGACCUGGUCUUCCAUAUGCGGUCCCAUCACAAAAGGGAGCAUGUGGGCCCCGAUCCACAUUCUAAGAAACGAAGAGAGGAAGUUCUCACUUGCCCCGUUUGCCACGAGGACUUCCGGGAGCGCCACCAUCUUUCCAGGCAUAUGACUUCACAUAGUUAGCAGGUGGCAACGGAGAAAACUGAUGUCCAUGGUUUCCAGUAGGAAGUGGUAAGGCACAGGUGACUCCUGGCCUGUGCUAAGAAGGUUGUCAUAGAUGUCUCCAAGAUGUUCCU
Molecule: messenger RNA, 1320 nt
Organism: Rattus rattus (black rat)
Lineage: Eukaryota; Metazoa; Chordata; Mammalia; Rodentia; Muridae
Gene: Znf488
Product: zinc finger protein 488
Exons: 2
Coding region: 191-1207 (338 amino acids)
Biological process (GO): regulation of DNA-templated transcription
Cellular component (GO): nucleus
Source: RefSeq, a predicted model, not a curated record